CCCCCCCCCCUUUUUCUGUUUGCUCGUCGCUUUUUUCAGCAUCAGAGUGGGAUGUAGCGCACAGCUUCUCCUCGCGCUCCAGUUUAUUUUCAGUAAAUGAUGGAAGCCAGUCUGCCUGAAGCCGUUUGGAUGGAGAGGAUUUCUUAUGAAUGAGAAGCACAACAUUUACUGGGAGUUUGUAUUAAUGUUUGCAGUGGAAUGGGACUCAAUCAUUUCCUGUGUCUGCUGCUCUGUGCAGCAGCACUGACCGUUUCGGGAGUUUUUGGUAAAGAUGAGAACAGCGAGGCGAACAGGUGGGCCAGGCAGAGCCUCCCGGUGCUGCUGGACACACACACUGAGCCUUUAGACACCCCUUUGUUCAGAGGGCAGCAGGAGCAUGAGGAGAGAGGAGCGACAAGGACACUGUGUGGAAUAGAGUGUCAAAGCAGCCUACCACCUAUGGACCAGACUGAGCAAGAGAGGAUUCUGGGAUAUGAGACAGUGUAUGAGAAUGGCACUCGCACACAUACAGAUGUCAGUUUGCAGGCUUUCAACAAGACGUCUGCAGGAACACCGGCCCACUCAGCAGCUCGCACCCGCAGGAAACGGCAGGUUUAUGGAGCAGAUGGACGCUUUGUGAUCUCUGACUCGCAUUUCAUCACCAACUAUCCUUUCUCUACCGCUGUCCGUCUCUCCACUGGCUGCUCUGGAGUCCUGAUAUCCCAGAAACACGUGCUAACAGCGGCGCAAUGCAUCCAUGAUGGGAGGGACUACCUAGGGAGUGCCAGAAAGCUUAGAGUAGGGGUGUUGCAGCUCAAGACUAAAAGUAGAAGAAGGGGUAGGAGGAGAGGAGGGCGGCGGAUGGCUGGGAGGAAAAAAGAGGGUGAGGAGCCAGUAAUGGAGGAAGGUGAGGAGCAGAAUGGUAUAGAUAGAGAUGUAGCGACAGGGAGAAAGGGAGGCAAAGGCAGGAGGCGCAGGGGAAGAAAAGAAGGUGAGGAGGGUGUAGCUGAGUUGGAGAGAGGAGGGAAUCAAAGAAGUCUCAGCCGUAUGCGACGUAGUGCUGAACCCAGGAAGCAGCCCGUCUUCCGUUGGACACGAGUCAAACAAACCAGAAUCCCUCAAGGAUGGAUCCAAACCAAGACCUCCACCAACUCGGCGUCCGCUGACUAUGAUUACGCUCUCCUGGAGCUGAAACGGCCCCUUAAACAAAAGUACAUGGAGCUGGGAGUGGUGCCCUCUGCCACCCCACUGGCACGGAUCCACUUCUCAGGCUAUGACGCCGACAAAAGCCUGCUGGACGGGCGUGGAAACGAGAAGGUGAUUUACCGGUUUUGCUCGGUGGCAAACAGGUCUGUCGAUUUGAUGUACCAGCGCUGUGACGCGCAGCCGGGCGCCACGGGAGCAGGCGUUUAUGUUCGUCUGAGACAGGAAGUUGGAGCCGAAGGCAGGAAAGGGAAGUGGCAGCGGAGGGUGAUCGGGGUGUUUACAGGCCAUCAGUGGGUGGAGGUGGAGGGAGGGGAGCAGAGGGACUUUAAUGUUGCAGUGAGGAUUACUCCAGCCAAAUAUGCCCAGAUCUGUCACUGGAUCCAUGGAGAUCCAAGUCUCUGCAAAGAGGUUUGACUGCAAAGGGAUGGAGCUAGAAAACACAUUUGUUGUCAGUUUCAAAAAGACUCAAAGAUCCGGGCUGUGUCUUCAAAACCUUUUUUUGUUGUUGAAAGUCUCAAGAAUGGUUCAAAACUUUGUCUUGUGACUUGAAUUUAUUUUAGUAAAAAAUAGGACUUAGAAACUUUGUACAAAGAAGCUAACUUGUGUGAUUCCUGACUUCAGACUGAAGUGUUGUCAAUUAAGGACUACAAUCAUGUCUGCCCAAAAUGCACUUCCUGAAGCACUUCUGCUAAAAGCACACCUCCAAAGGUUAUGUGUCAUGGCUGCAUCACAGCUUUAUGCUUCAUGCACACCUUGUUGUAAUUAAGCCUACCCUGUUGUGUCCAACAUUACUGUAUAUAUACACCAAAUGUAUUGCAGCAUGCAAAAAGAAAGCUUAUGGAAGAUUUCCCCUACAGCUAUAAUGACAAUAUUAUUAAGUGAUGUUUUGGGGAAAUUUUAAAAAUCAUAAAUUAGUUCAUGAAGAAUAUUAUUACUAUUUACUAAUAACUAUUGUAAGACUUAGUCAAACUUAUCUAAUACUUAUUUGUAGAUGCAACAUGUUUCUAUGUGAUUAAAGUUAAUAGUUUAUUAUUGCCCCCAAAACAAACAGUACAUGCUUACCACAAUGUCAUUACAUGUUGUACAAGAGUGUGGGUAUUAGAACAGAUGUGUCUUUUACUAAUUAUCCUCCUACAUUUUCAAAAUAUGGAAAAAAAAGUGUAGCCACUUCCUCUGCCGGUCACUCCUAACUAGGAUAAUGUAGCAGGCCUCUGGAGCUGAAUAAUUAUAAAACCAUGUCUUAACACUUAAUAUCAUUCAUGCAUGGCUCUUAUUCUUAAGUGUAAGAAUAAUAACCAAAUUACUGUAAUUUCUGACACAUUUGAGACCAAAGUUUCACUUUGAGCAGCUUUAUACACACCAGCCCUGGAAUUUUGAUUGGAGUUUGUCAGGAAAAUCUAAAACCCAGGAAUGUUGCACACGUCCCUGGUUCUGGAUCGGUGGCCUGUCCUGCCAUUGAUCACUUCAUUUAGAGGACGUAGGAAAUCCUUGUGAAUGAGUGACAAAGGGCUAAAAACAUGACUAUGUGUUGGAAUUUACAUUUCAUUGUCACAUUUUCUAAACACUACAUUUGUUAGUCUAUCUCUGAAACACCUAACUUAGUAUAUACUUAUAUACUUAUAUUUACUUAGUAUAUAGUAACUGUAACAAAAAAAAAGAAAAUUAAAGAAAGAAAAAAGCCUAUUUUUUCUCCUAUGUUGCACGAUGUAGACAUUUUGCUUUCUUUACUUUUGUAUAGAUACCAUAUAUAAGUGAAACCUGUUGGUCCUCAUUUCACUUCAUGUUAAAGGACUACUGGGUCCACACAACAUAUAUAUAUGCAUUUUCUGAUGUUUACAAUAUCCUGUAUUCUCAUUUUUUAACUAAAAUUGUCAUGCCACAAACAUAUUUUCUUGUCAAAAGAAAGAAGUAAUGCUGAUGCUGAGAAGGAAUGCUGAUGUCAAAUACAAAUGUGGAUUUUUCAAACAAGAAGCCGACAAAAGCAGAAGAGUAAGCGAUAAGCCGGGAGGGUAGUUUGUAUCAGUGUAUUUGUCUUUUAUUGCAUCUCAUUUGGACUCACAUGCAGGUGGGGGUGAGGGAGAAAGAACGAUGCCAUCCAUAAUAACCCCCCCAAAAACAACACAGCCUUCAUUUGAAUACUUAGCAAACAUUAUUUAUCCACAUUAGUUUUUUUUUGUUUUUUUGUAUUUGUCUUCUUUAUUUUUCUUUCAACACUUUGUUAAUGUCACAAUGGAUUAAGAUACAGUCACUUUUGGAAAUAAACAACACACAGAACAUCCAGCGUAUACUUGAGUGCUUUACAGUGAGAGUCCUCCGGACGUCCAGUGGCAGUACACGAACGAAUGUACCGACCGCUGCUGCGCCACUCAAAGAGGACUGAGGACACAUCCCAACCACAUACACAAAUUCCUCCCUGUCCCUUUGAUUUCCACCCUAACAUUAAGUCAUCUUGUGUGGAGACCGAGACAAGGAAAAAAGUAUUCCCAGAUUGACAUGUGUCGCAUGCUACGAUGCAGUAUCACCCCCCACCAGCUGAGGGCCCAGCAGCAAACACUCGGGGCAAAGUUUCCAUUCAAUACUGCCUCUGAUUUAGGAUUGAGGGGUAUGUACAAAGAAGGCGGGGAAUUUUUUUUUUGUCUACUUUCCUCAUUUUUAGCCGUACAAUUUAACUUAACUAAAAAUAUAUGAUACAUUUUUUUUCUCAAAAUAAAGAAUAAAGAAAAUAUGUAUAAUCCAUUAUUCAAAAUAGUCUAAAAUGCAUAUGUCAAUUUGAACACAGUUCACACAUUUUAGCAUGUUUUAUACAAUCCCUAAAAAAA
Messenger RNA from Etheostoma spectabile (orangethroat darter), 4004 nucleotides. Its product is annotated as serine protease 23. The transcript has 2 exons. NCBI's taxonomy places the organism in Eukaryota, Metazoa, Chordata, Actinopteri, Perciformes, Percidae. The record is from RefSeq and is a predicted model, not a curated record. Gene Ontology annotation, biological process: proteolysis. Gene Ontology annotation, molecular function: serine-type endopeptidase activity. Bases 199 to 1599 code for a protein of 466 amino acids.